ACGCUAUAACGACAGCACCGCCUCUUCUGCUGCUUCUUCUUCUGCUCUCUCCCUUCUCUUCCCUCUUCUUCGUUUCAAACGCGCUCGUUCCACAGGCGGCUUCAAUGGCUACUUUCGGAGCUGCUUCAACGGCCAAUCACAACCCCAACAAGUCGAUUGAGGUGACACAACCUCCUAAUGAUUCUAUAUCAAGUCUUAUCUUCAGUCCGAAGGCCAAUUUCCUCGUGGCAACUUCAUGGGAUAACCAGGUGCGGUGUUGGGAGAUAAUGCGGACUGGGGCCACUGUUGGCAGUGUGGCCAAGGCAUCAAUAUCACAUGACCAGCCAGUUCUUUGUUCAAGUUGGAAGGAUGAUGGGACUACUGUUUUUUCUGGGGGAUGUGACAAACAAGUAAAGAUGUGGCCAUUACUCUCUGGUGGUCAACCAGUGACUGUCGCUAUGCACGAUGCACCUGUCAAGGAAAUUGCAUGGAUCCCAGAGAUGAAUCUACUAGUCAGUGGAAGUUGGGACAAGACUCUAAGGUAUUGGGAUCUGAGACAGUCAAAUCCAGUUCACACUCAACAACUUCCUGAGCGCUGCUAUGCAUUUACUGUCAAACAUCCACUCAUGGUAGUUGGGACUGCAGAUAGAAAUCUUAUAGUUUUCAACUUGCAGAACCCUCAGACUGAGUUUAAAAGGAUCACUUCACCCCUGAAGUAUCAGACAAGGUGUGUUGCUGCCUUUCCUGAUCAGCAAGGUUUCUUGGUUGGUUCGAUUGAGGGAAGGGUUGGUGUACAUCAUCUUGAUGAUUCACAACAAAAUAAAAACUUCACUUUCAAAUGUCAUAGAGAGGGCAAUGAAAUAUACUCAGUCAACUCAUUAAACUUCCAUCCUAUACACCACACAUUUGCAACUGCAGGAUCUGAUGGUGCUUUCAAUUUUUGGGACAAGGACAGCAAACAGAGACUUAAGGCCUUUUCAAGGUGCAGUCAGCCUAUACCGUGCAGUACAUUCAACAAUGAUGGCUCAAUAUUCGCUUACUCGGUGUGUUAUGAUUGGAGCAAGGGUGCAGAAAAUCAUAAUCCAUCAACUGCAAAAACCCACAUUUUACUGCACUUGCCACAGGAAGUUGAGGUAAAAGGAAAACCACGAAUUGGAACCAGCGGCAGAAAGUGAAGCAGCUCACGGUGUCACAGACAGAGACUCGACGGGAGAGUAUGUUCUUUCUUUUGUAAAUGGAGGCUCCAAUCCUUUAACGAAUUCUUAUGUUGUCAAUGUGCAAGUUUUUGGCAGAAAUUACGAAUUUUAAGUUUUUUUUUUAGGGUUUGGGUACAUUUCAACCUUCUUAUUGUAACAGUGCCCUCAGGUUUUUGGGACUUUUGUAUCUUCAACCUUGUUGUAGUGUCACAAUAGUGCAUUUCUUGGUUGGGAAUUUUGUUAAACUUCA
Messenger RNA from Diospyros lotus (date-plum), 1425 nucleotides. RefSeq names its product protein RAE1. NCBI's taxonomy places the organism in Eukaryota, Viridiplantae, Streptophyta, Magnoliopsida, Ericales, Ebenaceae. Gene Ontology annotation, cellular component: nuclear pore. The transcript has 12 exons. Gene Ontology annotation, molecular function: RNA binding; ubiquitin binding. Gene Ontology annotation, biological process: transcription-dependent tethering of RNA polymerase II gene DNA at nuclear periphery; RNA export from nucleus. The record is from RefSeq and is a predicted model, not a curated record. The coding region runs from base 105 to 1154 and encodes 349 amino acids.